Molecule: messenger RNA, 7251 nt
Organism: Melospiza georgiana
Lineage: Eukaryota; Metazoa; Chordata; Aves; Passeriformes; Passerellidae
Gene: TASOR2
Product: transcription activation suppressor family member 2
Exons: 24
Coding region: 25-7251 (2408 amino acids)
Biological process (GO): negative regulation of gene expression, epigenetic
Cellular component (GO): nucleoplasm
Source: RefSeq, a predicted model, not a curated record
GACGGCCCCGAGCGAGCCCCGGCCAUGGGCGAGAGGCGGCGCGGGGAGAGCGGCGAGCCGGGCACGGGGCUCCCCGAGGAGCAGGGCUGCUCCCUGCUGCAGCAGGCUGUGGCUGUGCUCCAGAGCUGCUCCCUGCACUCCAGCUCCCAGCAGGAACGUUUCCAGUACAGCAGAGCCACCCUGGUGGAGAAGGAGCUUUUCCUGAGCGAGCUCCGAGCUUUUGCACGAGCCAAGGCAGCUGCAGGGUACAGCCAGGAGGAGCUGCAGGAGACCUUUGCAUUCCUGCUCUUUGACAAGGAGGAGGAGGCUCAGCAGGUCUGUCAGAGCGGGCUCCGAGUCAACAGCAGCAACAUCUGCACCCUGGGGGACCCUGCCAAAGGGGUUUAUAUUUCCAAAUACUCUGACUGCCUCCACCCCAGCCCUUGGCACCAGGGAAAAUCAGGAUUUAUUGUCAUCUGUAAACUCAUCAAGGGCAAGGUCAGAGCCAUCCCUGAGAGCUCCCCCAGCAGCUCCACCUGCCCCUCGCCCGGCUACGACUGCCACGUGUCCAGCGGGAGCAGCCAGUACUACGUGUACGAGGUGAGCGGGGCGGGGGCGGCCGAGCGGCCCCGCCAGGUGUGUCCGUACGUGCUGCUGUCCUGCCAGUACCGCCCGCCCCGGGAGAUGCCCGCGCCGGCCCCGCCGCGCCCAGCGGAGCAGAACCACCAAGAGCCGCAGUCGCCGUUGGCACCGUGCCCGUGGCGGGGCCAGCUGUGCAUCGGGGGGCAGCGCCUGUGCACCAUCGGCCUGAGGAGCCAGCACAGCGCGGGCAUCGUGCCCGCACAGCUGCCUCCCAGCCUGGACAUCAAACACGUCAUGGGCUUGUCUGACUUGAAGAAAAAGCUGCCAGAAGCUGCAUUUGGGAAAAAAAAUUACACUAAGAACGAAGUCUGCUUCCAGGGCGUUUACUCCAGCCUCUACGAGGUGGAAAUCUCCCACAAGGAUCAGUCCAAAAUGGAUCUGCUGCUGGAGAACCUGAGGGAGAAGGACUUGGCAAUCAUCAAAUAUUUGCAGGACCAGGGAGUUCUCAUCCUGCUCACGUCCUCAGCCUUGGCACGGGAGGAUGGCCUGGAGCCCAAGGAGCCCGUCAGCCUGCUGGCCCUGUUCCUGUUCAGCUCCCCCCGGGCGCUGAGCCCCCGAGAGGAGCAGCAGGGUGCCAGGCCCAGGAGGGAGGGCAGCUCCCGGAGCUCCCUCUCGCUCAGGAUCGCCUCGGUGCUGCCGGGGCUGCGCUACGCCCUGCGCAAGGCAGCCGCCUCCUCCUGCGGCACCACAGGCAGCCCCCGCCUGCAGGAGCACCUCCAGGAGUUUGCAGAGCUGCAGGAGAGCUCUCAGGACACUCCCAGUGUCCCUGUGCCCUCUCCGUGCCAGGAUGGGGACGCCGGUCCUUCCCGGGAAUUUUCGGAGCAGUCCCUGGCCCAGCUGCGCCGUUACCUGUCCGACCCCGGCAGCUUCACCCUGGGGAUCUCAGCAGCCCUGCAGUGCCUGCGUGGGGCUGCCAGGAAUGUGGCGGCUGAUCCUGGCAAUUCCUCCUCCUCCUCCUCCUCCUCAGAGCCCCCAAGUGCUGCUCCUUGCACCAGAUCAGCGGGAGCCGUGCGGGAUAAGAGAGAGCUUCCCGCUCCAGAGAGAGCCCUUAAAAGUGUCACCUCUCCCACCAAGCCCUGGGGCCGGGAGCUCAGGAGGAAAUCCAGCAGGAUCCUGGGGAAGAACAUUCCAGCCCCCAGGGCACAGACACCUCCUGGGGAGGGCAGCAGCAGGAGCAGGGAGGCAGCCAAGAAAAAAACCAGCGGCGCUUCCUCUGGUCCCAGAAAAUCGGGAUCCGCGGGAAGCCCCAACGAGCCCAUGCUGAAACUGGCCAACCUGCAGCUGCCACACGGAAGGAAAAGAGGUGCAGAGGUCCUGGCUGCAGAAAUUGUCCACAAACCCCAGUGUGAAAGUGCUGAGGAGGAGGAGGAGAGCUCAGCUCCCAAUGGUCCUGCUGUGGAGGCAAAGAGGCCCAAAACCCUGGAAAACCUGGACACUAAGAAGGUUCCUGUCACUGAGAGUGGCACCACAAAGCCAGGGAAAAGCAAAGUGCAGAAAAACGGGGAAAACAGAGCAGCAAAACCUCAUGAGAAGCUGCAGGAAGAGAGUGAGCGGAAGGAGCAGCCCUCGGAGCUCCCCGGCGAAGCCCCGUCCCAACCGCCCGGAGCAGAAAUCCCAGGGAAUGCUCAUCCCAUGGCAAUUCCCAGCACUGCCUUUGCCCUGCCAGGGGACAACAGCGACUCCCACGCCCUGAACCUGCUGGCUGACCUGGCCCUGGGCUCCUGCAUCCCUGCCUUUAUUCCCGAGGAUUCUGGGGUGGUCCCGGCGGAAUGCGGGGAUUCCUCGGAGCAGCAGAGCCCGUCCGACCCCAAAUCCCUGCGCGCGGCCUCCGACCACAAAUACCACAGGGCAGACAGGCAGGGCAAGAAACCCACCUGCAGCAAGGUGUCCCAGAGCCAGGCACUCCCUGAGCCAGCAGAUCCCAGCCCGCUGGCCUCUCCUCCCGGGGAGAAAUCCUCUGGAAUUGUCAGCAGGAGCGGCGCCGCGUUCCAGGCGUUCCCUCCGCGGCCGGCCCCGCCAGCCUGCGAGCCGAACUCACACUCCAUCAUCUCAGCCGAGCACUCCUACGCCUCCCCCCUGCCCGAGGAUCCCAGAGCACCCCCAGAUCCCAAAGGGAGUCACCCCAGGAGUGCCCCGGCUGCUCCCCUGGUGGGGAAGGUGCUGCCGUUCCGGCACCAGCAGAGCGGCGCCGCCGAGCCCGCCCGCGGCCGGAGCUGUCCCAGGAGAAAGGAGGAGUUCUCCAGGAGCCACACGGUGAGCCUGUGUGGCAGCUCCAUGAAGGUCACCUGCCGCUGGGAGGAGGAGUAUCUGUUCCACCUGGACAGCAGGUACACCAACGAUUCCCUGGAGAAAACUGUCAUCCGGGCCCUGCACGGGCCCUGGGAUCCCGAUCUCCCCGACGACGUGGAGGGGAUGAAGCUGAUCCUGCACAUGUGGGUGGCCCUGUUCUACAGGAAGCCCAGCAAGCUCCUGAGCAGCUCCAGGAAGGUGGUGGAGCACAGCAACCCCAGCAAAUUCGUCUCCAUCAGCAGCUCCGGCGGCUUCCUGGAGCUCAGCGACGACAGCCAGGACUGCUUUGGCUUCGAGACGUGCCCUGCAGACUCGGGCUGGGACCCUGACCAGACCCCCAGCAGCUCCCUGGACCCCAGCCCCCCGUGCCAGGGCAGCCCCCAGCCCCAGCCCCAGCGCGGCCCCGCGGGCUCCCGGCAGCCGGGAGCAGCCGUGGACAGCACCGUGUCCUCCUCCUCGGGGGAGCUGCCCUGCGGGGACGACGAGGAGGAGGAGGAGGAGCAGGAGCCUUCCUCCACCAGCUGUCCCGAGAGCCUUUCCCUGCAGGAGGAGCAUUCCAGGGAAACAAGGCUGGGUGUGGAGCCCGAGGGGAGCGCUCGCGCUGUCUCCAGUGUCACUGCCAGUGUCACCAACACGGAGGAGCCAGCCAAGGAGGAGCUGCCGGGUGCCAGGAUCUCCCCCAGCCCUCCCCAGGAUCUCGGCUGUCCCAGCAAAUCCCCGGGCACGGGGAAGCCCGGGAGCCAAACCCCCAACUCCAGCACAGCUCCAUGGACAGAGCCCCCCAGUGCCCCCCAGGAGAACGGGGAGCAGGAAGAGCAGCAGGGAGAGCAGCGGGAGGCAGCCCCAGGGAGCGGCCCCGGCCCUCCCGAGGAUGAGGAGGGAGCGGGAGGCUCCGGGCGUCCCCUGGAAGGCGGCGAUGGCGCCGAUGCGCAGCCUGCAGGUGACUCCCUGCCCUUGGAAGCAGCUCCUGGAAGUGCAGAGCCUGAGGAAGGGGAGGAAUGCCAGGAGCCCUCGGAGCACUCAGAAAAGGAGGAGAGGGAGGAGGAGGAGGAGGAGAAGAAGGAGAAUGAGGAGUUGGAGGAUGAAGGCUCCUUCAUGGGCCCCGUGGGUUUGGUGCUGUCGGAGAGCAGCGAUGCCGAGAUGGAAUGUGAGCAGAAUCCAGGGAAUUCGGCGUCUCCAGAGCAGUUUGGUGUUCCUGAGCAGGACCCCGUGCCCAGCCCCACCUCCCUGGCACCCCCCUGCCCCGACAGAGUCUCCCCAGCGCCCUCAGGUGGGGCUGGGGCUGUCCCUGGAGGAUUUGCUGAGGAGGUGCCACCAAACCAGGGGCAGCUCCCGGAUCCCUGGGACGCUCUGGGCACGCCGGGGUCGGAGCCAAGCGGGGCUGGAGUGGCCGAGGUGGGGUCACCCCACAGUGAGAGCAGCAGGGAGCUGGCAGUGCCCGCCGUGCCCAGCCCUGUGCGUGGGGCACAGCCCGACAGCGUCACAGACAGCCCGGGGCCUGCUGGAGCCACAGAGCGGGAGCCGGCGCCCUCUGCAGAGCCCUGGGAGCCGGCCCCGAGCCCGGGAUCCCCCUGCAGGCCCGGAGUGAGCCUGGCCCUGUCCCCCGACACCAGCUCCGUGUGCCCGGCCUCUCCCAGUGCAGCCAUGGACCCGUGGGGUGCCCCAGAGCCUCAGCCCACGGGGAGCCUCCGGUCACCGUCCCCGAGCAGCCCGGGGCAGCGGGGCGGGGGCGACGCCGAUGCCAGCCCCGAUUCCCUGGGCGCUGAGGAGUCAAACCAGGCUGGGAACGGGGGUUUGGGGGAGGAACAGCUGGGGAGCCCCUCUGGCAAUGGCGUGGAGGAGCUGGAUGAUCCCGCGGGGGCAGGAGAUGGCCGGGACUCCCCCUGUGAGUGCACAGACACAGGAGAUGAGUGCGGAGCUGAGGAGAGCGGGGAUGCGUUCCCUGGGGUGGAGAAUUCCCCUGGGAGCGACACCACGAACACGGAGAUGGCAGAGACCCCUCCCCACCACCACCUGCUGGAAGCAGAGCCCUCCUCCUCCAUCAGCGAGGCCAUCUCAGCCACGCAGCAGCUCCCCAGGCAGCAGCAGAGCUUCCCAGACAUCCAGGGGGACUCGGCUCCCGCUUCUCCUGCCGCCGGGGUCUCCAGUGCCGGCGCUGCCGCGGCGCCAGGCCGGCGGGAGUCGGUGCUGUGCCGCCUCUGGAAGCCGGGCCGGGAAGGAGGAGCCGUGCAGGUCAGCGUGGCUGCCUGGAGCCUGCAUGGCUCCUUCCACCCCAGCUGCUCCCAAGAGCUGCUGGAGUCCCCAGCUCCCUGCUCACCUGUGGAACCAGGAUCUGCUCCUCCUUCCCCGUGUGACCCGUGGGACGAUCCGGAGCCUGCAGAGCCAGGCUCACCCCUGCCUGAGGCGCUGCCCGGGAUGCUCCCUCCCACUCCGGACAGUGCACGGUGGGCUGGGAGACACGGCAGCCAUGGCAGCCCCAGGAACAGCCCCAGGAACACCCGGGAGUGUCCCCUGUGCCAGCCCUGGGAUGAGUGUGAGCACCACCCCGAGGGAUCCCAGGGCUUCCCUGAUCCCGACUGUGCUGGCACUGAGGUGGGACAGGGGGAAAUUCCCGCUUCUCCCACCCCGUGGGACGAGCCCGGGGAUCCCUCUGGAGAGUUCAGUGAUGCCCAGGAUAUUCCGGAUGUGCUCCCAAGGGAAGAGCAGCUGCCAAGCCAAGACACCCACGAGGGCUUGGCCUUUGAGGAUCCAUUGGAGAAUUCCUUCGGUGACUCAGACCAGGAAUAUUUGGAGGGGAAUUCUCGCUCCCCUCUUCCGAGCAGGAGCUCCUGCAUCGUGAGAUCCGUGGAUGCUGCAGGAGCAAGGACUACCUGGGACAGCUCCUCCAGGAGCUCCGAGCCCACGGAGGAGCCCGGGGAGGGCUGGCACUGGGACAUUCCCAGGGAUUCCGGGGGCAUCGUGGUCACCAGGCAGUGCCAGGACAGGGUGGCACAUUUCCAGCCGCCCCGGAGGCGCAGCCGCCGAGCCCGCGAGUGCCACCUGGCCCGGUCCCUGCUGGGGACGUGGCGGGGCCUGCAGGAGAUCACCCAGCACACUUUGGACAUGGAGUGCCUCCGCUUCCACUAUAAGCUAAAAGAAAUCCUAAGGGACGGCAAGCCGCCCUUUGCUACCUCCAGGAGCCUCUUCCCGACGGCCUCCCCUGCCCGCGUGCCGCUGUCCCCGCGCAGCAGGAGCCCCCUGCGGGUGACCAUCCCGCCCUCGGACGGGUGGCCCCGCUCCCGCCGGGACCCUCGGGCUGCCAGGAGAGCGCAGAGCCGGGAGCGCGGGGCCGCGCUGCGCCUGGCCCGGCUGCGGCACCGGCCCGGCCCGGAGCCCCGCGGGGACGGGGAUGGAGAUGGGGACAGGAACGGGGACGUGGCCGGCAUCCUGCGGGAGUUCUCCGAGUUCCAGAGGCUGCUGCUGGCCGGGAGCGCCGCCCCGGGGCAGGGGGAGCGCGGGGGCGCCCGCCCGGGGCUGGCCCGGCCCCCGGAGCUGCGGGCAAUGGUGGCGGAGCUGUGCGGGGCCCUGCGCUGCCACCUGCGCCGCGUGGCCGCCGGCCGGCAGCCCGGCAUGUUCUACCUGCUGGAGAGCGGCCGGGAGCCCUUCUUCGACAGGGCCAAGGCCCUGCUGGAGGCGCGGGGCUUUGUGAGCACGGAGCCCCUGAGCUUCUGCAGCGCCCGGCGCGGGCACGAGCGGCUGCUGGUGAUCGUCAGGAACCAGGACAUCGCCUCGCACAUCCACACGGUGCCAUGCCUGCUGGAGCUGAAGCGCUGUCCCAGCGUGGUGUUUGCCGGCGUGGAUGAGCCCGAGGAGGUGACAGGUGACACCUUCCAGGAGCUCUUCCAGGCCGGAGGGUUCGUGGUGUCCGACGAGGAGCUGCUGGAAAGGGUGACCCUGGGCCAGCUGAAGGAGGUGGUGAAGCUGCUGGAGAAGCUCAACAGGAGCGGGAGGUGGAGGUGGCUCCUGCACCACAGGGAGAGCAAACAGCUCAGAGGAGACCUCAGGGCCGAUGGCAGUGCCCAGAGGAAGCAGCAGCUGCUGAGGUGGUGCCAGGGGGCAGAGCUGCUGGAGCUGCUGCCCUUCCACGGCUGCGACGCGGCGGCCGAGCCCCGGCACACCCAGUGCCUGCUGGGGCUGCAGGCGCAGCACGUCCGCGCCCGCUUCGCCGUGUUCCUCACAGAAAACCCCAGCAGCAGCUGCAGGGAGAUGCUGGAAAGCAAAGGAAUUCUGGUGGCUGACAUCUCCACCUUCCUCGGGACGGUGCAGAAAGUGGCUGCUCCCUUCAGAAGAAGCUACUGGUAA